Messenger RNA from Cicer arietinum (chickpea), 2472 nucleotides. Its product is annotated as E3 ubiquitin protein ligase RIN2-like. Lineage: Eukaryota; Viridiplantae; Streptophyta; Magnoliopsida; Fabales; Fabaceae. Gene Ontology annotation, cellular component: cytosol; ubiquitin ligase complex; plasma membrane. The record is from RefSeq and is a predicted model, not a curated record. Gene Ontology annotation, molecular function: ubiquitin protein ligase activity; ubiquitin binding. Gene Ontology annotation, biological process: protein ubiquitination; ubiquitin-dependent protein catabolic process; positive regulation of plant-type hypersensitive response.
AUUGUUUUUUUAUUUGUCCCCUAAUUACCCUUUGAAUUUUAUUAUUGAUUUUGAUUGUUGGGUUUUUCUCGUUUCGCUUAAAUUUCUCAAUCCUCUUUUAAGUAUGAUUUUAGGGUUCUCUACGAUUGGAAGUUGAUUAGUGGAAAUCUAAUUGAUUGGGUAUCUUAUUUCUUUUGGAGACCUGGGAUGGCGACUGAAUGACGGUGGUGUUUUAAGCUGAUUUCAUAAACUUUGCCCUCUGGUUCCAUUGGAUGUUGAACCAUAUUAAUGAUGGACAAAGGGCGGCAAUGAUUGAAGUCAGAUGAAAAUCCAGGAGAUUGGUGUUAGUAGAGAGGCUGAAGUUAUUAUUACUAAUGGCUCUGAAGUCUAUAGCGAUUUUGGCGGUUUCUACGGUGUUAAGUUUUGUAGGUCUUCAGUUUUGGACAGAUUUGUCACUAGAUAAACUUAAAUCAGAUGGACUAAUUGGCUGGAAUUCAGUUCACUUGGACAAUGUCGACGAUGGUAAUGAGUUACCUUUGGGUUUGUAUACCACCAUAGGGUUACUGACGAAUUGCAUGAUCAAUGUAUUUGUCCUUCUCAAUCUUUGUCUCAAGGCUAUGUUUUUCGCAGAGUUGUAUCCUUCUGAAACUCGUAAGCUGAUUGAGCGUCUUGUUAAUUAUGUUAUUUACAAGGGGACAUUUCUUCCAUUGAUUGUGCCACCAACACUUUAUCAAGCAGGUCUUUGGUCAACAUGGUUGGCUGUGCUUUGUUCUUUGAAGAUGUUUCAAGCUUUGGCUAGAGAUCGAUUGGAGCGGCUGAAUGCAUCUCCGUCAGCCACACCGUGGACAUAUCUUCGUGUAUAUUCAGCAUUGUUAUUCAUUUUCUUGGUUGAUGUUCUCUGGAUAAGGCUUUGUCUUGCAAUAUAUAGAACACAUGAGUCCUCUAUGUUUCUGUUACUAUUCUUUGAGCCUUUAAGUAUUGCUUUCGAGACCCUACAGGCCCUAUUGGUACAUGGAUUUCAGUUGCUUGACAUAUGGAUCCAUCAUUCAGCUUGCAGUAGCAGUGAUUUCCGAACACCUAAACUGCUUGACACAUUAACCGCAGGUUCUUUAUUGGAAUGGAAGGGAAUUCUUAUCCGGAACUUGGGAUUUUUCCUUGACAUGGCAACAUUUUUUAUGGCACUUGGUCAUUACUUGUAUAUAUGGCGGCUUCAUGGCAUGGCUUUCCAUCUCGUAGAUGCAGUGCUAUUUCUAAAUAUACGUGCUUUGCUUAGUGCAAUGAUAAAUCGCAUAAAAGGCUUUACUAGGCUAAGGGUAGCUCUAGGAGCACUUCAUGCAGCUCUUCCUGAUGCAACAACCGAGGAGCUAAGAGCAUAUGAUGAUGAAUGUGCUAUUUGUAGGGAACCUAUGGCUAAGGCUAAAAAGCUAAACUGCAAUCACCUCUUCCAUCUUGCAUGUUUGAGAUCUUGGUUGGAUCAAGGCCUGACUGAGAUGUAUACUUGUCCAACGUGCCGAAAGCCACUUUUUACAGGCCAGCCUGAAAAUGAAACAAACACAAGUGCAGGAGUAAUAUCGAGUGACGAGCAACUUGCGCGUCAAAUGAGUGCAGUAUUUGAUCGUCAAAACUCUGCUAGACAAACCAUGCCUGCAGGAUUGUUUCCAAAUCAGACAAUGAACAACGCCGAAGGUGUUUCUUGGAGGGGCGCAGGAGUGGAUUCAAGUUGGUUGCAUUCUUGGCCAAACCAGGGCGUCGAUGGAGCCGGUCCAUCUACUGCUAUCAGAACAGUAGGUCUCGGAAGAGUUCAAAUGAUGAUGAGACAUCUUGCAUCUGUUGGAGAAACCUAUGCUCAAACCAGCUUCGAUGAAGCUUCUUGGAACGUUUGGCCUAUUAAUCCGUCUCAAGCUUCUGCGAGUGGUCCGAGUCCGACCGUUCCUUCUCCUGCGGGAAGAUUGCCAGGAGGAAAUGGUGGUUUACAUAUAAGGACCGCAUCACGAUCUGCAAAUGAUAAUGUAGCAAAUGUACUUGCUAUGGCUGAGACUGUUCGGGAGGUUCUACCUCAUAUUCCAGAUGACAUAAUAUUCCAGGACUUGCAGCGGACAAAUUCUGUGACAGUUACUGUGAAUAAUCUUCUCCAAAUGUGACUUAAUUAAGGUUUUAUUUUGAUCAUCAAUUAUUAAUUUGAAGGACUUAGAGAUCUCUACAAUUGUUGUCCUUGGAGAGGCAUAGGCAUCAUUUUCAUGUAUAUAGAGUCAGCACAUUAAAAUAUAUGUUGUACUCAAGAAAGAUAGCAGAAAAAUAUAUAUAGGCUUUUUCUUUCUCCUGUAUGUUCUUCACCUUGAGUCAUGAUGAAUGCAUUCUAAUAAAUGUGGUGGUGUAUUUCCCUAAGAUGGGUAAGUUCAUUUAUGUCAUUGUUCCUUUUUCAAUUAAUUGUAAUUGUAAUUGUAAUUGUUUGAAUUUGCUGCUAUCUCAAAUGAUGCGAUUCAAUUCGGUUCA